UGUUGCUAGUUGGAUGUAUCAAUUCGUUUAAUAUAUUAAUUGUGACAUGAUGACACUGUGGGCGAUACAUUAGUUUAUGUGUUUAAGGUUUGCGCUUCCGAGUGACGUCACAACAUUGUUGUUGUUACAGUGGACGAAAGAUGGCGGCCCGCUGGAGCAGUGAGAAUGUUGUGGUGGAGUUCAGAGAUUCUCAGGCCACCGCUAUGUCAGUGGACUGCCUGGGCCGCCAUGCUGUGCUAUCUGGGAGGCGCUUCCUGUACGUGGUCAAUCUUGAAACCCCUUCGGAGGCCCCGCGGAAAAUAAGUCGCCAGAGCAAGUGGGACGUGGGGACGGUGCAGUGGAACCCACACGAAUCCGGGGCCUACCUCUUCGCUGCCUCUAGCAAUCAGCGGGUGGACCUGUACAAGUGGUGUGAUGGGGCUGGGGAGAUCCACACAUCCCUGCAAGGGCACACACGUGUCAUCAGUGACCUGGACUGGUCUUGGUUUGAACCAGAAUUUCUUGUCACCAGCUCUGUGGACACCUAUAUUUAUAUCUGGGACACCAGAGAUACAAGGAAGCCCACUGUUGCUCUGUCUGCUGUAGCGGGGGCCUCUCAGGUGAAGUGGAACAAGCGGAACCAGUACUGCCUGGCCUCCAGCCACGACGGAGACGUGCGCAUCUGGGACAAGCGGAAACCCAACACAGCUGUGGAAUAUGUGGCUGCCCACCUGUCCAAAAUACACGGCCUGGACUGGCAUCCAGACAACGAAUAUAUCCUAGCCACUUCCAGCCAGGACAACUCAGUGAGGUUCUGGGACUACAGACAGCCACGGAAAUACCUGAACAUCCUGUCCUGCCAGGUGCCGGUGUGGAAGGCGCGAUACACACCCUUCUCCAACGGCCUGGUGACGGUGAUGGUGCCGCAGCUCCGGCGGGAGAACAGCCUGCUCCUGUGGAGCGCCCUGGACCUCAACAACCCGGUGCACGCCUUCGUGGGCCACGACGACGUGGUGCUGGAGUUCCAGUGGCGCCGGCAGAAGGAGGGCUCCAAGGACUACCAGCUGGUCACUUGGUCCAGGGACCAGACGCUCAGAAUAUGGCGUGUGGACCCACAGCUCCAGAAGCUUUGUGCCAAUGACAUCAUGGAGGGUGUGGAGGAGCUGAUCGAGGGGAUGACGCUGACUCCAGAUUCGGAGAAGACGCUGCAGUCCCAGGACCCUGAACCCCCACUGGCCCCCAGCCUCUCUACAGAGGACCCAGAAGAUCAGCAGGAUGAUCCCCAGUCUGGCCUGCUCCCCAACAGCAAACAGGAGCCUCCUGGCCUCCCCCAGACCCUGCAGCAGGAGUUCUCAUUGGUCAACCUGCAGAUCCGCAACGUUAAUGUGGAGAUGGACGCUGUAAACCGGAGCUGCUUUGUGUCGGCACACUGUGGCACCAACCGGGUCCGCCUGGUGGUGAAGUUCCCAGCGCAGUACCCCAACAACGCUGCUCCCUCCUUUCAGUUUGUGAGCCCCACGACCAUUCAGUCAACCAUGAAGACCAAGAUCCAGAAGAUCCUGACGGACACGUCUCUGCAGAAAGUGAAGAGGAAUCAGAACUGUCUGGAGCCGUGCGUGAGGCAGCUGGUGUCCUGUCUGGAGUCCUGCAUGACUCAGGACGACAGUGCUGCCGCCAACCCGUACGUGGUGACCCCGCCCCUGCAGCCCUUCCCGCGUGUCACCAACACCUACGGCUCCUACCAGGACGCCAACAUCCCCUUCCCGCGCACCUCUGGGGCGCGCUUCUGUGGGACCGGUUGCCUAGUGUACUUCACCAGGCCCAUCACCAUGCACCGCUCCGUGUCCCCCACCGAGCCCACUCCCAGGUCCCUGUCGGCCCUGUCCGCCUACCACAGCGGGGUCAUGACCCCCAUGAAGAUGCGCAGCGAGUCGCAGAGCACUCUCCGGCUGUACAGCGGCAGCCCCACCCGCACCGACAAGGAGCAAGUCUCCAUCUCCUCCUUCUACUACAAGGAGCGGAAGCAUCCACUGUCUGGCCCCCGCCGCUGGUCCGUUCAGACCAUUCAGGACUGCCCGAAAUCGCGCCGGUGGAAGAGCAAGCGGGAAGGGGCCGACUCCGCUAACCGACCCAUCAAGCUGGCGGGAAAAGUCAUCAUCCAGGAGAUCUCCUGCCUGCUGCCUCUCCACAAAAUCCUGGGGGAGACGUACAUUCUGAAUGUGAACGACAUCCAGGACACGUGUCAGAGAAACGCAAGCGCAGCUCUCACUGUGGGCCGCAGGGACCUGGCCAAGGUCUGGGCGCUGGCCUCGGCCGCCACCGACUGUGACCUGAGCCCAAACUCGGACCCGGAUGCCGGCACCCCCUGGGCCCGGCACCCCUUUGGGCGCCACCUGCUGGAGACACUAUUGGACCACUACAGCAAAAUGAGUGACAUCCAGACCAUGGCCAUGCUGUGCAGUGUUUUUGAGGCCCAGGGCUGCCCCCAGGACUACUACUCUCUGUUUGGACACCACCCUCCCCGAACCACCGGCGUCCCCCCGCACCACACCCGCUUUCCCAGCUACACCUCUGGAUCCGUCACAUCUGGCUCCUGCUCCAGCACCUCAGACUCUGGGCCCAACACAGCCGCCUGGAACAUUGUUGGCCGAGACCCAGAACUCACUACCUGGACUGAGUCCUCUCCAGAUGAUUAUCGCUAUGGAAACCAAGUAUACACAGAUCCACGAGAGCGGGAAAAAGACCAGCAUGACAUGAAUAAAAGGCUCCUCGACCCAGCGAACGUCUUGCAGUUUGACGACUUCAAGAAGUGCUACGGCGAGAUCCUCCAUCGCUGGGGGCUGCGGGAGAAGAGGGCCGAGGUGCUCAAGUUCGCCUCCUGUCCUCCAGAGCCACACAAGGGCAUCGAGUUCGGGGUGUACUGCUGCCACUGCCGCAGCGAGGUGCGGGGGACCCAGUGCGCCGUCUGCAAGCGGCUGACCUUCCAGUGCGCCAUCUGCCACGUGGCCGUGCGCGGCUCCUCCAACUUCUGCCUCAGCUGCGGCCACGGCGGCCACACCAGUCACAUGAUGGAGUGGUUCCGCUCCCAGGAAGUGUGCCCCACGGGCUGUGGCUGCCACUGCCUCCUGCAGAGCACCUUCUGACCCCUCCCCCCCCCCCCACUGCAUUAUGGGAUUGAUAGAGCCCAUACCUUAAACAAAUGCACCCGGGCAUGCUGACUGGCGCCUGUGAGGGAGCUCUCUCCCCUCCGAAGCCGCCUCACUGCGUUCGCUCUGCUGAACCUCACGUACCGCACACACAAGCAGAUCUUAUACGGACUCGUUCGUUUUAUUUAUUUUUUGGACCAUCUUCUCCUUUUUUUUUUUGUUUCUCAUUUAAUACAGUUUUGUCCAUGUCACAGAGUCUCCUUGAAGACAUACACAUUAAAUUCACGCCCUUGUGCCAGACAGUUAUGAUGGAGUAUUACUGUCCUGCUUAAGCCAGUGGUAUUUAUUAAUGAAGAAAACCUUUAAGGUUUAGUGUUCUAUUUUGCACCUGUGCUGUUUCUGAAAACUGCAUUCUGUGUGAAGUAGCAUGUACAGACAAUGCUGUAUACAUAUUGUGCCAUAUGUAAAGAAAUAAAUAUGUUUGAUUUAUA
Anguilla anguilla (European eel) is the source of this 3616-nucleotide messenger RNA. It is a transcript of the gene wdr59, whose product is annotated as WD repeat domain 59. Lineage: Eukaryota; Metazoa; Chordata; Actinopteri; Anguilliformes; Anguillidae. The transcript is spliced from 27 exons. Bases 141 to 3122 code for a protein of 993 amino acids. The record is from RefSeq and is a predicted model, not a curated record. Gene Ontology annotation, molecular function: protein binding.